Molecule: messenger RNA, 1257 nt
Organism: Acanthamoeba castellanii str. Neff
Lineage: Eukaryota; Discosea; Longamoebia; Acanthamoebidae
Exons: 11
Coding region: 1-1257 (418 amino acids)
Source: RefSeq, a predicted model, not a curated record
AUGGCCGCAGCCAAGCUGGGAAACCCGAACCAGUAUGCAGUCCUGGACGGCUUCCAGCAGAGCGAACUCAUCAACACCGUCCCGAACGGCAAAGCUUAUCGAGUGGUGCUGCCGCACAACAGCACGGCCGAGAGGAGCAAUGUCACGUUGGUCCACCUGUGGGGCACGCCCUACCAGAUGGGUUACGCUCAGGGUCAGCUCGUGAAGGAGCAGGUCCUCCAGGUGGCGAAGCUCAUCUGGGCCUACAUGGAAAUCCAAGUGGCCCAGUCUCUGCCCGGAUACCUGCCCACGUGGCUCGCCGACUUGAUCGCUGAUGUCGGUCUGUCUGCGGCUUUGGACGUGACCUACGAGCUGUCGUACGAGUGGAGCGGCUCCUAUUUCUACGAGGAGCUGCACGGUAUCGCCGAUGCCAGCGGUGCCGAUUUCUCGACUUUGAUGCGGAUUCACAUGCUUGCCGGCCUCACCCAGGGAGAUUGCAGCAUGUUUGGUGCCUGGGGAGAGGCCCUUGCGCCCGGUGGCACCUCCCUGCUUCAGCUCCGCGCCCUCGACUGGGACAUGGAGGGCCCAUUCAGGGACUACUCGCAGAUCACGGUUUACCACCCCAGCGAGGGCAACGGCCACGGUUUCGUCAAUGUGGGCUACACGGCCUUCAUCGGUGGCCUCACCGGCAUGUCGGCCACCAAGCUGGGCAUCUCCGAGAUCGGCGCCGCGUUUGCCGACGCCAGCUUCGGCGAGAUGAGCCGCAUGGGUGUGCCGUUCGUGUUCCUCCUCCGGGACAUCUUGCAGUUUGACUACACGAUCGACGAUGCCAUCAACCGCAUGAUCAACUCGCGCCGCACGUGCGACCUCAUGCUCGGCGUCGGCGACGGCAAGCUGAACGAGUUCCGUGGCUUCCAGUACUCCUACUCGGUGCUCAACAUCUUCAACGACCUCAACCUGAAGCCCGACAACUCGACCUGGCAUCCAAAGAUCAAGGAUAUCGUCUACUGGGGCAUGGACUGGAUCUGCCCAGCCUACAACCGCCUGCUCAGCGAGCUGCUCAUUCAGCACCACGGCAAGAUCACUGCCGAGGUCGGCAUCCACUACAUCUCCGCCAUGGAGCAGUCGGGCUCCAAUCACAUCGCCUUCUACGAUCUGCCCAACAUGAAGAUGUAUGUGUCAUUCGCCUCGCCCUUCGGUGUUGCUGGCCCGGCCCCGGCCUACGCCAGGCAAUACACGGCCUGGGACGUCAACCGCCUCCUCGCCGAAACGCAGUAA